AACCUUUGCAGUAAACUGGAUUCCGAUUAGUAAUCUCGUUGGGAAGAAGAAAGAACUUGAGCGAGUUUAUAUACAAUGGAAACUCGACUGGAAGACGGUAAUCCGUCGUCAACGUGAUUAGAUAUCGGAAACUAUCAGUAUAAACAAAAAAAUUUUGCCAUUGAAAAUUACUAUGAUAAGAAAACAGAAUGUUAAAAUUAAACUCUGCCUCAUGUGAUAAUGACAGUUCUCCUGAGGAAGUCAUUCAGCUGAGCGAAACUACAUCGACUACUUGUAGCAAUGCACACAGAAGCGAAUGGAAUACGAGCGAUGACUCCCUUUUAAAUGUCAAGACUGAUAAACAAGAUGAUAACGAUAAAUACCAGCACAGCCUGCACAUUAGAGAGAAAGGAACUGAGAGCGAGGAUUCAGAGAAUAGUGAAACAGUCAAUUUAAUUUAUCCGUAUACAACCUUAAGAAUGGCCAGAUCAACUGCAGAAGCAAUGGAAGAACAGGCUGAAACAAUUGCCAACCACAUUCAGAGGAAGAACAAACAAGAUGAUCCACUGUCAGAGUUAGCAAAAUUGGAGAUGAUUAGGGACAUGUCACAAUGUCUCACUCUCAAAAGAUCUGUCAAAGCCAAAAUAAUAUCCGAAAGCCUAAAGUCAAAGAGGAGACCAAUUGGCUACUGGAAGAAUUUAAGAUACAAAAUGAGUAUGACCAUAUCAAAGAUGAAAAUUGCAUUUAGACAAUUUGGAUCAUCGAUUGAGCUCUGGUAUCACCCAAUAAAAACAAUCGAAGGUCACUUUGGAAGUGGAAUAGCAACUUAUUUUAAAUUUCUGAGAUGGUUAUUUAUCAUGAAUACAGUUGGAUGCGUUUUCAGUAUUUGCUUUGUCACUUUGCCACAAGUAUUGGUGCAAUCUCACCAGAUUGAAACUUUCAGCUCGUGGGACUUACUGUUAGGAAACGGCCUUUUUACAAACAGUAUUUUUUAUUAUGGAUUUUAUACUAACGAUACGUUAAUGCUUGAUUCCGAAGUUGCUUAUGAUAUGCCAUCAGCUUAUUUUUUAACAUUUGUAUUUUGUUACACAUUUACCUUCAUUUUAUUAUGUUUCAAGGUGGCUAGAUCGUAUAAGAAAUGUUAUAUCGAGACUUCAAGCGGUGCCAAUAAUCGUUAUGCCAAUAAAAUAUUUUGCAGUUGGGAUUGGGGUAUCUCGUCUCAAAAGGCAGCCAGCCUACGUUCGGCCUCGAUUUACCGAGAACUCGAGGAACUUUUGUGGGACUCCAAAAACUUGGUCACAACGUCGUCUUGCUGUACGAGGAUCUGGACGCACCUUAUCAGAAUAACGAUGACGACGUUGAUACUAGCUGUAAUGUGCGGAACCGGUGUCCUCUUGUGGCUCCUAUUGAAUGAGCACGAGGCCGACGAGACCAAGGUCGUCUCGGUGUUGACGGUACCAGUAGUAAUAACAGCGAUAGUAACGUUCAUCCCACCCUUGAUGUCGUGGUCGGUGAAGUACGAGAAAUAUGCCAAAGAUAGAGUAGCCUUCUACAUUACCAUGAUCCGCGUGUACAUAAUCGCCGUGAUAGCUGUGGCCACGUUGCUAACGUUUUGGCUGACCCGAGGUAUCCAAGCCGGUUGUUGGCAGACACGACUUGCCCAGGAGAUCUACCGGCUCGUCUUGCUCGAUUUGUUCGUCAGCGUGUUCGGGAUGUUUCUGGUUCAAGUCAUCCGAGCUUCGAAGCCUUUGCGCGAGAGAUUCGGCGCGCCUACUUUCGACAUCGCUCGCAACACCCUCAAUCUGAUCUACAACCAGAGCCUCUUCUGGCUCGUCCACUACUUCAGUCCGCCGAUCUCGCUGGUCAUCCUAGUUAAACUGCUGAUCACUUUCUACGUGAAGAAGUGCGAGCUGCUCUACUUCUGCGAACCGCCCUCCAAGUUCUGGCGAGCAGCUCAGACGCAGACGCUUUUUCUUGCAUUGACUUUUCUCGGGAUGAUCAGCGCUAUCACUGUACUAAGUUAUGUACUCAUUUACGUGGACACCAGUAGCUGCGGCCCGUUCGCCGGUACCGAGUACACCUGGCAGCACGUAGUGGAGCAGGUUCUACAGCUGAGGAGGGACAGCACCUUCUGGAUCGUUCUCGGGGAGAUUGCCAAUCCGGGAACUGGGAUAGCCCUGCUGAUCACCAUGUGUGUUGCCGUGUACUACUUGAGGGCCAAAGCCGAGGCUUCCAAGCAGAUGGUGCGGAUUUUGCGUGAGAUGCUAGUUUGGCAAGCCCGAGACAAGGAGUUUCUCGUCAAGACGUUCUCGACCGCUACCAGCAAUAGUCCACUGCGACAUCGCCAAUUACCAAAAUCACUCAACGCUUCCAGUGCCAACAACGAGGCAACAAGCGAGCCAGCACUCGUGAACGAGCCAUCGACGAGUUAUUAACAAUUAAUAAUGAAUUUACUAGAUCAAUUUAUCUUACGAAAUAAGACUGCAUGUGGAGCUGUGUCAAAUUUGAACAAAAUAUUAUUAAAUUUUAUAUAUAUAUAUUAAUAUAUAUUUUAUAUAUCACCGUAUAGUGUUUAACGGACAAUUAAAUAUUUGUAUUUUACGAGAAUAAAAGAAGAUACUAAUUUUUAAAAAA
Nasonia vitripennis (jewel wasp) is the source of this 2613-nucleotide messenger RNA. Its product is annotated as transmembrane channel-like protein 3. The transcript is spliced from 8 exons. The record is from RefSeq and is a predicted model, not a curated record. Gene Ontology annotation, cellular component: plasma membrane. The coding region runs from base 189 to 2414 and encodes 741 amino acids. Gene Ontology annotation, molecular function: mechanosensitive monoatomic ion channel activity. NCBI's taxonomy places the organism in Eukaryota, Metazoa, Arthropoda, Insecta, Hymenoptera, Pteromalidae.